Trichophyton verrucosum HKI 0517 is the source of this 1341-nucleotide messenger RNA. RefSeq lists its product as uncharacterized. Gene Ontology annotation, molecular function: oxidoreductase activity. Bases 1 to 1341 code for a protein of 446 amino acids. Lineage: Eukaryota; Fungi; Ascomycota; Eurotiomycetes; Onygenales; Arthrodermataceae. The transcript has 2 exons. The record is from RefSeq and is a predicted model, not a curated record.
AUGGAGCAUCUUCCCUCGCUGUGCACGGUGGCGAAAGAGUCGCUCUUCACGGUGCCAGGGAUAGUCUGCGUGGGCGCUGCGUACCUCACAGCAGUGCAGCUUCUUCGUUUCAGGAGGAUUCGCAGUCUGGAGAAGCAGUAUGGGUACCAUACCCGCGAGUCAAUGAGCAAGAUGACCAACGACGAGGCGUGGGCGAUUCAUCAGACCAUGAUGACGCUUGAAUUUCCGUUCUUCACGCUCAAGGGACUGCAGUUCGCACUGUUCAAGACGUAUGGCAUUCCUACUAUCUCGAGGCUGCUGGUGCAAACCUCGGAGCUGUCCAACCCGCAAACAUCAUCAAAGCGAUAUAUGGACACUUCUGUCCUCAUCAACGAGUUUGUGGCAAACCCGCCAACCUCAGAAAGGGCACUUGAAGCACUCGCCCGCAUGAAUUAUAUACAUAGCCAGUACCGCAGAGCAGGUAAGAUACUGGAUGACGACAUGUUAUACACUCUCAGCCUGUUUGCACUUGAACCAACCCGAUGGGUGAACCAGUAUGACUGGCGCAAGAUCACCGACCUAGAGAGAUGUGCGGCGGGGACGUUCUGGAAGAGCAUAGGAGAUGCGAUGGAAAUCAAGUAUGAUAAGCUGCCGUCAGCCGACACGGGCUUCAGAGACGGAAUACACUGGCUGGAGGAGAUCGAUGCCUGGAGCAGGGAGUAUGAACGCAGGUGCAUGGCUCCAGACAAGAACAACCAUGAGACGGCCAACGAGACCGUGGAACUGCUGCUUUAUAAUGCCCCAAAGUUCUUACACCCCGUCUUGUGGAAGGGCGUCAUUUUCCUGAUGGAGGACCGUCUCCGGGUUGCGAUGAUGUAUGUGCUUUUGAACACCCCCGCUGUUACACACGCCCUUGCAAUUACAAGUUCUAGCCCACCUAACCAGAUCGUGACCAGAUAUGAGCGCCCCGAGUGGAUAUACCAGUUCAUCUUCGCAAACACCCUUGCACUGCGCCAGUUCGUGGCCCGCCAUCUUCUACUACCCCGCCCCUAUUGGCGCCGCUCCGUUCGCCAUUCCGAAGGGGGUGACGAUGGCUCGAGACCACAUAGCGUUUUAGCCUGGGACAACGCGCCCUACUAUGUCAAGCCCACGCUAUGGAACCGCUGGGGACCGGAGGCACUGUACACUCGGCUGCUGGGCAAGCCGGUCCCUGGUGACGAUGGCGAUAAGUAUUUUCCGAACGGGUUCGUCACUCCGAGCGUGGGGCCGCAGCGGUUCUUGGGCAAGGGUGAGGAGUAUCACGGUCAGAUGAUGAAGAAGCUGCAGGCUGAGCGGACGGGACAGUGUCCUUUUAUGCGAUGA